Messenger RNA from Trematosphaeria pertusa, 1092 nucleotides. RefSeq lists its product as uncharacterized. The record is from RefSeq and is a predicted model, not a curated record. NCBI's taxonomy places the organism in Eukaryota, Fungi, Ascomycota, Dothideomycetes, Pleosporales, Trematosphaeriaceae. The coding region runs from base 1 to 1092 and encodes 363 amino acids. The transcript is spliced from 7 exons.
AUGUUUUCAUCAGCGGCAAAGCCCACAGGGCGGCAACCACGUAAAUGGACCGUGGCGGAAGACCAGAAAUUGCGUGAGGAAGUAGAAGCUCAAAGUAACCGUACAGUGAUCGAGGGCGAAGUCAAAGACUGGUGCAGAAUUGCUGCAAAGCUUCCCGGAAGAACAAACAAAGAUUGCCGCAAGAGGUGGCAUAACUCCGUUGCUGGAGGUCUCAAAAAGGGGCAGUGGUCGAAGAGCGAAGACAUCCAACUUGCAAGAGGCGUCCAGCAGUACGGUCAAAGAUGGACACUCGUCGCGAACGUCGUAGGAUCGCGUAGCGCAGACCAAUGCGCGAAACGAUGGCAACAGUCGCUCGAUCCGGAGCUCGACCGGAGCGAAUGGCGGGACGCAGAGGACAAGGUGCUCAUCGAAGCCGUCCAAAAGCUUGGUCGGCAUUGGAAGGACAUCCAACGUCACCAUUUUCCAGGGCGGUCUAAGAAUUGUAUCAAAAACCGCUACACGGUUCUCAUCCGGCGGUACCAAAACCAGGGCAUCACACUGCCUCAACCAGCGGCCACACCUGAGCCGAACACGUCCAAUGUGUCCAGUUAUUCGGCCACCGAUGACGACAGCAUGUCCUACACCUCAAGCGUAUACGACGAUCUACUUCCCACGCACACUCAGGUCUCCACGCCCGAAACGCAGCACUCCUGGCCAGUCGAUGAGGAAGCUUUUACCGGAUGGUCGUCCCAGGAGUCAUUUAACAUCACCUCGACCGCACCGGAUUUCUCUUGCGUCCAACAGCCGAUAACCUCGAACGUCACUCAUAGUCCGCAGUGGAGCUGGACGACAACUUCGAUGAGCCAACCUGCGAUGAUGAACAUCGCACCACCGCACGCCUAUUCCAACGCCAUGGACUCCGCUACUCUCGCCUCAUACGAUGCUUACGGCUCAAUACCAGCAAUGCUUAGUCCGAAUUCGACUCGUUUCCCAAGGGCGCCUACAAGCUCACCGAGAGCGAGAGCAUGUACAACGCCGCCAUACCAGGACCCACAGGCUAUGGCCAGGUUCAUGAGAUAUGGCAUACAGCGUGACCCUCCAUAUCAGUAUUAA